AUGAAGAGCCUCAGCACCAGGAUCAGAGAUGACCCCAUGGUGUGCUCCAUCUCCAACCCCGACUUUGUGAUCUACUCGUCGGUGGUGUCCUUCUACCUGCCGUUUAUCGUCACUCUGCUGGUCUACAUCCGCAUCUACGUCUUCCUCAGGCUGAGGAGGAAGAGGAUCGCCUUCCGCCAGGCCAGCGGAAAGGUGGAGCCUGGCUCAGUGCCGCCAUCUGUGGAGACCUGUCUACAAGAAGAGACUCCCAAGGCAAAGCAGGACCUGUCACCUAUAAGGAUUAAAGUGCAGAGUGUGGAGCCUUCAAGUCCUUCCAAGCCCAACCUGCUGUCAGAAUGUCUGUGGCGCAAACGUCCAAAGACGGGCCCUCUGGAGAACUCUGCGCUGCCCCCGGUGGACAUGCAGAACUGCUGCAGCAUCAGCCACGCCUCCUGCGGUCGCACCGAGCUGGAUCUGGAGCAGGAGCGAGAGGAGGAGGAGGAGGAGGAGGACAAGGAGGAGGAGGAGGAGGACAACAACCAGAACCAACGACCUACUGUCAGGAUGAGCUGCGAGGUGAAGGAUCUGUCCAAUGGACGAACACACACGUCACUGCGGUCGAUGGCUCAUUCUCAUAUCAACAACUCACGAUUCAGGAGCAUGCACGCUCGGGAGAAAAAGGCCACUCAGAUGCUGGCCAUCGUGCUCGGGGUGUUUCUCAUCUGCUGGCUGCCUUUCUUUGUGACUCACAUUCUGAACACCCACUGCAGGACAUGCUACGUGCCAUCUGGGCUUUACAGUGCUUUCACCUGGCUGGGUUAUGUCAACAGUGCCCUUAACCCAAUUAUCUACACCACCUUCAACAUCGAGUUCAGACGGGCCUUCAUCAAGAUCCUCAGCUGCUGAGGAAGACGGUGCACCAGGAAAUUGGAAAAACUCACAACCACAGUGUGGUGCAUUUGGAAAACAGUGACCACGGACGUAAGCUGGUCCCGGUCCAGAUAAGUAAACCGGUCCUGCAGGAGUUAAACAGUAACAGCGUAAAGAGGAUUUUUACUUCACUUUGUUCUCAACAGGGCUCGGACUUCAUUCGAACAGUAUUACUCUUCAAGUAAGACUUACUUUUUCACACGCAGUCUUAUUGAUGGCACACGGUGUUGGACUUUCUUGUGGAUAUGUCUUGUACAGUAUUUGUGCUGCUCUUUGGUGCAGGUCUUUCCAAUCGAUGUAAGUUUGGAAGCUCUUUGGACCUAUGAUGAUGAAGCUGAUAAGAGCGUAGAGCUGCGGGACACUUCGUCCAAAUGCCUGCUGCCACCGCACUGUGUGGAUUAACUGGUGUUACUCGCCCCCCUCACUCACCCCUGACUUCAUCACCAUCAGUUAUUCUCCAGUGCAUGCACACAUCACAUUUCAAGGAUGUUUCCUUGAAUUGUGCAGGAAGGAUUGUA
Molecule: messenger RNA, 1427 nt
Organism: Cottoperca gobio
Lineage: Eukaryota; Metazoa; Chordata; Actinopteri; Perciformes; Bovichtidae
Product: D(3) dopamine receptor-like
Exons: 5
Coding region: 1-885 (294 amino acids)
Biological process (GO): adenylate cyclase-inhibiting dopamine receptor signaling pathway; negative regulation of voltage-gated calcium channel activity; phospholipase C-activating dopamine receptor signaling pathway
Cellular component (GO): plasma membrane
Molecular function (GO): dopamine neurotransmitter receptor activity, coupled via Gi/Go; G protein-coupled receptor activity
Source: RefSeq, a predicted model, not a curated record